AUGUUGACUGAGAACAACCGACUACAUUGGUACGGUCUGCCGGUGUCAACCUCGCAACCAAUAGAGAAUCGAGAUGUUCUCACGCAAGCAAAUUCUACGGAUGCUUUCCGUCCUUCACAGCAGGUUUCGAGCAGUAGAAACGUCGCUACAGAUUUGCAAGUUCAAACAACAUUUGAUUCAUUUCCUGCGGAUCAUCGAGACGCUUUCCAUCCUUCAUGUGAUCUCGCGAGCAGCAGCACAAACACUAAAGCUUUUCUGGUUCCGCCAUCAUUUGUUCCAGUUCCUGUAGUUUACGGUGAUGUUCUCAUGCAAGCUAAUUCUUCAGAUGCUUACCGUCCUUCACAGAAGCUUGUGAGCAGCAGCUUUGAGACUACAGACAAAAAUAAUGUUGUGCCGGAGGCGUCAAAUGAAUUGCACGAGCUUGCCGUAUAUACAUCAUCACUACGAAAAGAACCUAUCGGUGAUGAAAUAAUGAAUGAGGAGUCGGCAUCGAUUUCACCUCCACAAGAAAUUAGUGAUGACGUUAUUUUCGACCGUGUUGUUCUCCGACCGCAGAAUGUCCAUCCUCAUCAGCAGUCCGUGGAAUCUCGGAUCCAGCCACUCAAGAAAAGUAAUGUUGUGCCGGAAGCGUCAAAUGAAUUGUACGAACUAGCCACUUAUGCAUCAACGCUACCAACUGAACCUAACGGUGAUGCAAGUAUGGAUGAGGAGUCAGAAGAGGACCUAUUAAGAAUUCUUCAAGAAGCGUGCUUUGAGAACGGCAAAAACGAUGGUCUCCACAACAUCAACAUUUAUGAAGAAGUUGGAAGAUGUUGGGGUUUUAAGCAUAUCACUGAGUCUCAUACCGAGACCGCGGAACUUGUAGUUCGUUCUCAGGAACCUGCUCAGGAAAAAACUCAGUCGACUGACAUCAAUUCUGACGCCGUGAACUCGAAUAAGCAAGGUUCAACCACUACAAUUGUUCCUGAUAAAUUGAAUUCUGGUUCCAAUCGCUCACCAAUUGGAAAAGGAAGAAGAAGGAGACGAGCUCGUCAAACUAUUCAGUUUGAGGAAAUACCUAUUAUUUCGCAGCCAUCUGUUCCCCCAAAGCUUCCAGAAAGAAGAACCCGCCAACAAGUCGAGCGUUACGUAUCAGAAGACUGGAAAGCUAUUAGAGGGACUAUUCGACCCCGACGAAAUCGGAUUUCAAGGACUGAAGAACCAUCAGUUCCAUCGCUGCAUCAGAUAAACUCUUUUGAUGAGAACCAAGCUGUUGCCAGUCAUGUUCCACAGAAUGACUCUAUUGUUAGUCAUCUCGUUUCAGAGAACUCGGCGGUUUCGAAGAAAAACGGGGAUUUGCAACCCGAACAAGACCUAACUUUGGAGUCCUCUGAAGAUGGAACAGUUGAUGAUCCUCAACCAAUGGUUGCUCAUCCUGAACGUCCAGCCCCGAAAACUGGAAAGCAAUUGCAAGCAUUAAAACGGAGAAAUCGUUCAGUCGACAGCAACGGCAGCAAAGAUUUGAAAACAGUGCCAUUGAAGAAACGUCGAGAAAUUAUUGAUGAUGUCAAUCAAAACGAGAACGCCUUGCAAGCUUCGACGUUGAAUGCUUGCGAAGUGAUCAACUAA
Caenorhabditis bovis is the source of this 1608-nucleotide messenger RNA. NCBI's taxonomy places the organism in Eukaryota, Metazoa, Nematoda, Chromadorea, Rhabditida, Rhabditidae. The record is from the annotation of a GenBank genome assembly.